Malania oleifera is the source of this 1950-nucleotide messenger RNA. RefSeq names its product ethanolamine-phosphate cytidylyltransferase. The record is from RefSeq and is a predicted model, not a curated record. Lineage: Eukaryota; Viridiplantae; Streptophyta; Magnoliopsida; Santalales; Ximeniaceae. Gene Ontology annotation, biological process: phosphatidylethanolamine biosynthetic process. Gene Ontology annotation, cellular component: cytoplasm. Bases 208 to 1464 code for a protein of 418 amino acids. The transcript has 9 exons. Gene Ontology annotation, molecular function: ethanolamine-phosphate cytidylyltransferase activity.
AUGCGAGCAUGCAAGUUUUUUGUCCUUACCACACCCUCUGCGGUUUCUCCUUCUGUCCCUUGUCUCCGCCGCGCGCGGGGAAGAAUCGAAAAACGAGGUCUUGCAAAUGAGAAAUGCAAACAUUGCGGGCUGAAACACGAAUCUCCUCUCUGAUUUCGAUUGAGAUCAACUGCAACUGGUGCCAUUAGCGCAAGAAUUCGUCAAAACAUGCGCUCCGAUAUGGGGCACCGGGAUAACACGCAGGGUUCGAGGUUUCUCAUGUCCUGUCUGAUCGGCGGGGUGGUGCUUGGGGCGUCGGUGUUGGGGUUGUACAUGGCUUUUCCGCCGCGCGCCGUGGAUAGCCGCCGGCGGAGGAAGAAGAAACCCGUCCGUGUUUACAUGGACGGCUGUUUCGACAUGAUGCACUACGGUCACUGCAACGCCCUCCGCCAGGCGCGAGCCCUCGGCGACGAAUUGGUCGUCGGCGUUGUUAGCGACGCCGAAAUCAUUGCCAACAAAGGCCCUCCUGUUACUCCCCUAAACGAAAGGAUGAUCAUGGUCAGUGCGGUGAAGUGGGUGGCUGAGGUCAUUCCUGAUGCACCUUAUGCAAUUACUGAAGACUUCAUGAAGAAAUUAUUUGAUGAGUAUGACAUAGAUUACAUUAUUCAUGGGGAUGACCCAUGCAUUCUUCCAGAUGGAAGUGAUGCUUAUGCCCUUGCUAAAAAGGCUGGUCGCUAUAAGCAGAUCAAACGCACAGAAGGAGUGUCAAGUACUGACAUUGUUGGUCGUAUGCUUCUCUGUGUAAGAGAGAGAACUAGUAGUGAUACUCACAACCAUUCAACCUUGCAAAGACAAUUCAGUCAUGGUCAUAGCCAGAAAUUUGAAGGUGGAUCUGAUAGCGGAACUCGUGUAUCUCAUUUUCUACCAACAUCUCGUAGAAUUGUUCAAUUUUCUAACGGCAAGGGGCCAGGGCCAGAUGCACGCAUAAUUUAUAUCGAUGGUGCAUUUGAUCUUUUUCAUGCAGGACAUGUAGAGAUAUUGAGGCUAGCUCGGGGACUUGGAGAUUUUCUGCUUGUUGGGAUUCAUACGGAUCAGACUGUCAGUGCUAAUAGAGGAGCACAUCGCCCUAUCAUGAAUCUUCAUGAAAGAAGCUUAAGCGUUUUGGCUUGCCGUUAUGUAGAUGAGGUGAUAAUUGGUGCUCCAUGGGAAGUGUCUAAAGACACGAUCACAACAUUUAACAUCUCAUUGGUUGUCCAUGGAACGGUAGCAGAGAAUAGUGAUUUUCAGAUGGGAAAGACCAACCCCUAUGCUAUCCCAAUUAGUAUGGGUAUCUUCAAAUUGUUGGACAGCCCUUUGGAAAUCACUACUACCACGAUUAUUAGGAGGAUUGUAUCUAAUCAUGAAGCAUAUCAGAAACGGAACGAGAAGAAGUCAGAAAGUGAAAGGAGGUAUUACGAAGAUAAGACUUUUGUGUCUGGUGAUUGAUUUGCAAUGAUCUAGCGCAGGAGAAUUACUAACCGGUGAAUGCUCUUUAGUUAUUUUGGGGGAGAGGAAUGUUUUUGUUUUUGGUUUUUUUUUUGUUUUUUCGUUUUGGUAAAUCUCAGGUGACUCGUUAUAAAGGGUGAUUGAUCACAAGAAUCAACGUUGGUUAAAAGAUAAGUGGUUGUUAACCUAGCCUGCUAUGCAAAUUUUCCCGGCUUACAAUUCUUUUUUAGAUCACUUCAUUUGGAUUCAAGAGCAGUAGCAGAGCCUUGUGGAAAGCCUCUUUGGGGAGAUGAUACAGCGAUUCUCGCAUCGUCUGUAGAGUGUAUUUUAUCUUCAAAUGCUGCAUUUUUUUUUUUUGACUCUGCUUAGCUGUUUUAACCAUUUGCUAUGCAGUUUAUUUUUAUUUUGUUCCCUCUUUUUUAGAAGGGGUAAGUAGAGUUGCUGUAUUGACAUUUUUUUUUGGGUGAGGGAACUUUAUUUAUUUUA